UUAACUUCCGGGUUAUGCGAGUGCUAACCGGAGCAAUGACAUUGUACCAAACAGAAGAAGUCAAGUCGCCGAGCGGCUUACAUGUUGUUACUUCAGGUCCUCUGAACGCUUGAAUUAGCAACAACGUCGCUGUCAACAUGUCUUCCGCCACCACGGGCUUCACGGGGGAGCGGCAGCACGCGCGAGCGCAGUCGCCAGUGGGCGUGGAGUACGUCCCCACGGAGGAAGAGAAGAGGGUGUUCAGAGAGUGCAACAACGAGAGCUUCUGGUACAGAUCUGUGCCCUUCUCCGUGGUCGGCGUGACUGUCACUCAAGUCCUAGUCGCCAAAGGGAUUCUGUCUGCGUCUCCGAGGUUCGGAUCUCUACCCAAAGUUGCCUUUGCUGGCUUCUGUGGUUACUUGGCGGGGAAAAUGUCGUACAUGAAGACGUGCCAGGAGAAGUUCAAGAGGCUGGAUAACUCUCCUCUGGGAGAGGCCCUCAGACAGAGGACAGGAAUGUCGCCGCAAUCUCCCACUGCUCCUCAGUCAGAGAUGAGUGAUCCAGACACCGCGUCAUUUGACACUAUGUUCCAGCAAGCGGAUGCCCCGGUCCACGCGACUCCCAACAACAGAGACGAUGGGUAUGGCUUCAACGCCCCGAUGGGCAAAGCGGAUGACUUUGCCGCGCCAGCGGAAGAAGGGGAACCCAGGAGGAAGGCCACCCUCUAUGAGAACUUGAGGCUCAAGAACCGAGAAAACUACGAGGUGACGCUCAAUCAGAAGGCCGACACGCUGCUCAAAGCGUCCCCCGAGAAGGAACCAGCGAGAUACACUAAAGAUGUGAAGAAAAACAUCUAUGGAGACUCCUGGGAGGAAUGAGUGCCUAUUUUAAAUGAUCAUAUGAUCUCUACAAUGGGCAGGCCAGUGGCUGUAUUGCACCUGUGUGAAUCAAGUCUCAUGAUGUUCUACCCGUCUGUGAUGUAUGUACUUGCUAAAGAGUCGAUUAAACCAAAUUAUCUGAGAAUUAAAUUAGUUUCUCUGUGCUUUGAGUCUGCAUUUCCAUUGCAAUAUUUUCCAGCUUGGGUAUAAACACACCUGAUUACAUACAGAGGGGAGAGUAGAUUUAGGAUCCUUUGACACGGUCAUUUUUUUGUGCGAAAAAAAGCACAGUAUUUGAAUGUUUUAAUUUGUCUGGAAGUUUAUUCUAAUAAAUUGAAAUACAUGAUUAGUGGGAUUUUUGUGAUUCAUAACUUUUGCAGCUAUUUUGUAUCCAUUCCGCAGGGUUAUAUUAACUCAAAAGAAAAUGCCCUUCUACGUCAACAUUUAAAUGAGUUGUGCAUGUACCAUUAUUGGAAAUGUCUUGAGAUACAGCCUAAAAUGCUGGAUUGUUUAUCGGCAAUAAAUAGUUCUAUACACUGAU
Molecule: messenger RNA, 1398 nt
Organism: Pungitius pungitius (ninespine stickleback)
Lineage: Eukaryota; Metazoa; Chordata; Actinopteri; Perciformes; Gasterosteidae
Product: OCIA domain-containing protein 1
Exons: 8
Coding region: 138-857 (239 amino acids)
Cellular component (GO): endosome
Source: RefSeq, a predicted model, not a curated record